Molecule: messenger RNA, 234 nt
Organism: Phytophthora sojae
Lineage: Eukaryota; Oomycota; Peronosporomycetes; Peronosporales; Peronosporaceae
Exons: 1
Source: RefSeq, a predicted model, not a curated record
GAGACAGUCGACUCGCUCAGCGAGAAGGACAUCACCAACCUGAAGCCUGCGCUCGAGUCCAACUCAACCUGCGGCUUCGACAUGAAGCGGCUGCUGGACCACACGUGGCUGACUGUGGCAGAGCUGCGUCGACUGAACCCAGGAAUCUCCGAUGACAAUAUCCGCGUGAUCAUGAGCCAGUCGAACCUCGUGCUGCGCGACAUCACCGUCGCCACCAGCAACUGCAUGAGCGAG